AUGGAGACUGUUGUACUACCCGGAAAUUCACACUUCGGCACCAUGGGCUGGCUUAACCAACACAUUAAGAAAGUGAUGGGAGCCGGCAUAAUUAUGGGAUUUGCAUUUGUGGCUCUAUUACUUGCGUAUGUUGGCUACCUAUCGUAUUUCACUACUGACAAGGCCAUCUUCAAUUUGGCCUUUAUGGUUGGUUCUUUUGCAACAGCAACCGCUAUUAGCAAUAUCAUUGGCACUGUUGGUUUAUUUACCGAAUCCGAAGCUACGAAUACCAUCUUCAAAUGGAACAACAUGUUCAUAACUGUCAUUUCCAGUAUACUUUCAGGGAUUCAUUUUGCCAAGGCCACGCAUGCUGGUAGACAAAUACCGCAAAAUACUAGCAUGUCGAGUAUAUUUUUCAUGACUGGAAUUGGCUGUGUGUUUAUGGCUGCCCUUUAUGCAGGGUUGACCUUCAUGGCAUUCAAAUACGGUCGACUACUGAAACGGACUAUAUACACCACUGAUUUCAAACUGAACGACACGGUUCACACGAACUGCGAUGACCUGAAUAGAACCCAGUGCAUGGAACCCCCAAAACCGGGUACUGAGGUGUGA
Molecule: messenger RNA, 591 nt
Organism: Babesia sp. Xinjiang
Lineage: Eukaryota; Apicomplexa; Aconoidasida; Piroplasmida; Babesiidae
Exons: 1
Coding region: 1-591 (196 amino acids)
Source: RefSeq, a predicted model, not a curated record